AGCCUCAAACACGCUGUUUGGCAGCAUACACACAAACCUCCUCCAUGCACCUAACUGACCUGUGGGGGCAGCAACACGCAAACCUAAUAGAAGAAGAAAUGCUUCCGGUGUGUGAGCGGACUGUCAUGGCGGCUCCCUGGCGCAGGUGAACCUGUUGGUGUUUUUCGGGUUGUUCACGAUGAGCUGUGAGGACGACACGAGCCGUGUCAGGUUGAGAGGACGACCGUAACCGGAGGCUCGGGACGCUGUCCGGUCAGUCUGUGCCAAACCUCUCUCACACGCACCGCAUUUCACCGCUGUCAGUAACAUUAAUGGUCACCUGAGCCCUCUGCAGCCAUGUACAUGAUGUCAUCCGCAAUGCGGGGUGCCCGACGACUCGUCCACGGCGACCCGGCUCUGAUCUGUAACUUCCUGUCUCCGGGCCUGCUCCCACCUGCCCGGUGCGCUGCCCCGCUGCUCACCUGUCAACAGAGCAGAAAAUUUGCUUUCAAGCAGGUCAAAGGUCAGAAGAAAGAUCAUAAGAACCAGAAGGUCAAACCCAAGUCAGAUAAACAGGAAGUGGAGAUCCAACAGGGGAUGACGGCGGCGGCGCUCGCCAAGGCCAUGAACAAAGACUUCGACCACGUGCUGGAGGCUCUGCUGAACACAGCGGUGGAUCUGGACUCUCUGGAACCCGACACGGUUCUGGAGGAGCGCUGGAUCAAGGAGGUGGUGACGAGGUCUGGGAUGAAGUUCAAAUGGGCCAAACUGAGUGCGAGCAGAGAGCGACCCAACAGAGACGCCUACAGAAGACCAACUGCCGAUCCCGCCUUCCUGGUGCCCCGCCCCCCGGUGGUGACCAUCAUGGGUCACGUGGACCACGGUAAGACGACGCUGCUGGACAGUCUGAGGAAGAGUCAGAUUGUGUCCACAGAGGCGGGCGGCAUCACGCAGCACAUCGGCGCCUUCCUGGUCCAGCUGCCCACAGGUGAGAGGAUCACCUUCCUGGACACUCCGGGUCACGCCGCCUUCUCCUCCAUGAGAGCCCGUGGAGCUAACGCCACAGACAUUGUCAUCCUGGUGGUGGCGGCCGAUGAUGGCGUCAUGAACCAGACGGUUGAGUGCAUCCAGCAUGCCAGGAGGGCCAAAGUCCCGAUGAUCGUGGCAGUGAAUAAGUGUGACAAGCCUCAGGCUGACCCUCAGAGGGUCAAACAGGAGCUGCUCGCUCACGAUGUCGUCUGUGAGGAGUUUGGAGGAGACGUUCAGGCGAUUCACAUCUCUGCUCUGAAAGGUAACAACCUCUUGGCUCUGGCUGAGGCCACGGUGGCGUUGGCGGAAGUUUUGGAGCUGAAGGCAGAGCCUACUGGCCUCGUGGAGGGGCUUGUCAUCGAGAGCAGAACCGACAAAGGCAAAGGGCCCGUAACGACGGCCGUCGUCCAGCGAGGAACAUUAAAGAGAGGCUGCGUGCUGGUUGCUGGAAAAUGUUGGGCUAAAGUCCGCUUCCUGUUUGAUGAGAACGGGCAGGCUGUGAAGGAGGCGGGGCCGAGUACUGCGGUGGAGGUGGUUGGCUGGAAGGAGCUGCCAUCUGCCGGAGAGACCAUACUGGAGGUCGAAUCUGAGCAGCGAGCACGAGAGGUGGUGGAGUGGAGGGUUUAUGAGGAGGAGCAGCGGAAGCUGCAGGAGGAGCAGAGCCUCAUCGAGGAGAAGCAGAAGCUCCACCUGGAGGAGUACCGCAGGGAGAGGGAGGGUCUGUCCCACCUGAGCUGGAGGCAGAGGAAGGUGGCGCUUUACCGCACCAACAAGACUCGCUUCGCCAUGAGGCCCAGCGAGAGGACACAGAACGACCAGCUCAGUCUGCCGCUCAUCAUCAAAGGUGAUGUGGAUGGCACGGUGGAGGCCAUCCUGAACAUCCUGGACAGCUAUGAUGCUCAGCAGCAGUGUGACCUGGAGGUUGUUCAUUUCGGCAUCGGGGACGUCACAGAGAAUGACGUCAACAUGGCUGAAACAUUUGGCGGCUCCAUCUACGGCUUUAAUGUGAAGGCGAGCCGCAGCAUCGAGCAGCUGGCGGCGAGAAACGGCGUCCCGCUGAGACUGCACAACGUCAUCUACAAACUGGUGGAUCAGCUGAAGGAGGAGCUGAGCGGCAAAUUGCCGCCGCUCGUGUCUGAGAACACCAUCGGUGAGGCGUCGGUCAUCGCGAUGUUUGACGUCACUGUGGGAAAGAAAAAGGUUCCCGUGGCCGGCUGCCGUGUUCGGAAAGGUCAGCUGGACCGGCGGCUGAAGUUCAGACUGCUCCGAGGCCAGGACACGGUGUGGGAAGGUUCUCUGGUGGCGCUGAAGCACCACAAAGAUGACGUGCAGACGGUGAAGGCAGGGAUGGAGUGCGGCCUGUUGGCUGACGUCAGCUUCAGAAUCGGUGAUGUCAUCCUAUGCUUUGAGGAGGUGGAGGGGCCACAGGUUAUUUCCUGGGACCCUGGCUUCUGAACGCGAAACUGCACAUGAACCAGAGACGCUCAGAAACAAACGGACAGCUGAUGUUUAGUUUCACAGACGUUUAUUGAAAACUGAACAGGAAGUAGAUAAAAAUUCAAACUGGACAGACACACGUCUGAAAAUCGUGCUCUCUGUUUGGACAGUGCUUCUAAUAAAAUACAAACUUGA
Molecule: messenger RNA, 2640 nt
Organism: Archocentrus centrarchus (flier cichlid)
Lineage: Eukaryota; Metazoa; Chordata; Actinopteri; Cichliformes; Cichlidae
Gene: mtif2
Product: mitochondrial translational initiation factor 2
Exons: 14
Coding region: 337-2463 (708 amino acids)
Biological process (GO): translational initiation
Cellular component (GO): cytoplasm
Molecular function (GO): GTP binding; translation initiation factor activity; GTPase activity
Source: RefSeq, a predicted model, not a curated record